AUGGGAGCCACUGACGUUGACAAGGAUGUGAGCCAGUCAGCUUCUGGCAACGCUCUCAGGGAACGAUCCAGUGCCGACUACGGUGCUUACCUGGGUGUUCGCGAAACCGCGAUCGCGAAGAAGCAUCCCGUUUUGACGAAAAAGAAUGGGAGUAAGGUUGACCUGAAGGCAAAAGCUCGACGAUCGUCGAACGUCGCCGAGGCAACCCUGGCAGUUGAAGCUGAUACUGCUUCUCAAGGGGAUGGCAGCAAGGGUACUGAAGCAGGAUCGAUGAGCUCUUGCUUGGUUGAGGAGCGUCCGGUAGGAGCCGUUGAAUCAGACGGAGCUUCUGUGAAAGACAUUGCAGUUGAUCAUGCGCUUCAAGUCCGGGCUAAGAUUGGGAAUGCGUGUGAAGUCAGUCCGGAAAUGUUGGACGGGUGCGAUAUCUCCACUUGGCCUGAUUUCUCCGUCGAUCCUCUAGGAGCCGGCGAAAUUGACGAUCUUGAUGUACCUGGUAAUUUGGGUAACCUGGUGUUACCCGAUCCUGAGGAUGCGCUUCUGGACAAGCCGUCCGGCGAAGCGACUGAAGUGAAACGUGAACCUGCUGUUACCGAAGAUGUUCGACCGUCGGAGACGUUUCAAUCAGAUUCUCACCUGAAUGAGCAAAGCGACAUGACUUCCAAGGACACCAGCAAGAGUCCAGCGCAGAAGAAAAAGCCCAAGGUGGAUUGGACGCCGGAGCUUCACAGAAGAUUCGUGCAAGCGGUGGAGCAGCUAGGAGUGGACAAGGCCAUUCCGUCCCGCAUUCUCGAGCUCAUGGGCGUCAAGUCCCUCACUCGCCACAACAUCGCCAGCCAUCUCCAAAAGUACCGCUCGCACCGCCGCCAUCUCGCCGCCCGGGACGCGGAAGCCGCCAACUGGAACACCAACCGCGCACCCGCCGAUUCCGGCGCUUCUGCCGGUGCCUGGCCGGCCGCUGCUGCCGCUGCUUCUGCGCCGGCGGGAACGCCUGGAGCAUCGGGAGCCACGUGGGGUUCCGGAGCACCCGCUGCGGGUGCGGCCGUUAGCGUUGGUGGUACUCCGGCGAAUGCGGUAGCAAAUGGCGUUCCCAAUGCGGCUCCGGGUGGUGUUUCGCAUGGGGUUCCGACCGGUCAUCCUGCUGCCAUGAUGCCGCCGCGUCAAAUGCCCGGCAUGAUGCCGCCGUGCCCGCCUAUUCCGUUCCGCCAUCAGCCGUACGGCAACAUGCCGAUGAUGCAUCCGCAUCAAUCGUCGCCUGGCAUGAGCCCGAUGAUGCCGCACCCGCCGCCGGCCAUGGGCAUGCCGGUAUGGGGCCAUCCAACGUCGGGGGGAGCGUCGCCAGGCGGUUUUCCGCGGCCGCACAUGUGGGGACAUGUGCAGCAGCAGCAACAGCAGCAGCAGCCGCAGUGUCAGGGACAGCAGCAGCCGCAGCAGCAGAUGCAGCCGCGCGUGGCGGCGUACCCGCCUCCCUCGUGGCUAGCUGUGGAUGGUUCCUCUCCGUGGCACCACUACCCUGCGUUCCCCGCGGGUCCUCCCCCGAUGGACGCGUGGCCCCAUCCUGGCAUGCCAGCCCGCGGAAUGCCAUGCUUCCCCCCGCGCCAGCACCAGCACCCGCUCAGCUACCCCAUCCCGCCCAACGGCCCUCCCAACGGGGCCCCCAACGGCGCUCCCAACGGUCCUCCCCGCAUGGUCUGCGGCGCGCCCGUCUGUCCGCCUAACGGCAUGCCGCCUAACGGUUAUCCGCAUAACGCCGCGCCGUCCUCUGGAAGCCACGCGAACGGGGGCCCUGCCAUGAUGCCGCCGCCCCCCUUCUUCGGGAUGCCCAUGAUGCCCGGCCUCCCGCACGCGCCCGGGUUCGGGCCAUCUCCUGCGCACGGGUGGGGCAUGGGGGGAAUGUUCUCUGGAGCGGCGGGCGGAGCGGGAGGAGGGGGAGCGGGCGGGGACGGGGGCGCGGGUGACGCGGCGCAUGUGGCGGACGAGGCGAUGCCGAAUCCCAUGUUUCCGCUCUCGGAUGAUUUGACGGUGGACCUUGCUGCGAUUUCCGCUAGCAUCGGCGACGACCUUCAUGAGGCCAACGACAUUCUCGACGCGGCGAUCAGCGAGGCUCUCACCAACCCCGCCACGCCACUGCCGCUGGGCCUCAAGCCCCCCUCGCUGGACGGCGUUUUAGACGAGCUCAACCGCCAGGGCAUCCGCAUGCCCGCCUCCGCUGCCGCCACUGCCGCUGCUGCGGCAGCAGCAGGUGCUGGUGCUGAUGCCGAUGCGGACAUCAUUACUGCUGCUGCUGGUGUUGAUGGUGAUGGUGACGACGAGGGUAUCCUAUCGCUGACGGACUAUCCCGCUGGGCUCUUCUGCUCCGCAGAGGCCAUGGCAGCUGCUGCCUCGUUCCUCAAGGAAGAAGCUGUGUAG
Molecule: messenger RNA, 2406 nt
Organism: Closterium sp. Yama58-4
Lineage: Eukaryota; Viridiplantae; Streptophyta; Zygnematophyceae; Desmidiales; Closteriaceae
Source: the annotation of a GenBank genome assembly